Ilex paraguariensis (yerba mate) is the source of this 444-nucleotide messenger RNA. The record is from the annotation of a GenBank genome assembly. NCBI's taxonomy places the organism in Eukaryota, Viridiplantae, Streptophyta, Magnoliopsida, Aquifoliales, Aquifoliaceae.
AUGAAGGAGAGAAGAUUGGUUAGUGCAAGGGGACGAGGGUGGAAGGAGGAAACAACUGGCAGAGGUAGAGAAGAAGUGGGAAGCCAUGGCGGUUUCAGCCUGCCUGAGACCCUGAAAGAGGUGGUUCCAGGUCAUGCCACCGGAGGUGGCUCGGUGUCUUGCGAGCUCUGCAGUUCAAGGGCCUCUUUAUAUUGCCAAGCUGAUGAUGCAUUUCUAUGUCGAAAAUGUGACAAGUUGGUACAUGGGGCUAAUUUCUUAGCACAAAGGCACAUUCGAUGUUUGCUUUGCACCACAUGUCAUAGCCUUACAGAUCGAUAUCUCAUCGGAACUUCAGUCGUGGUGGUACUUCCACCUCUUGUGUGUUGGAUAGAGAAAAGCCAGUGUAAUUCAAAUGUUAAAGCAAAGUACUCUGCAACACUGAAAAAGCCUUACCUGUUUCUUUGA